GGUGUCGGUGGGAGCAUGUUUCAAAGCCUAGACUUCAGUGUGAGGACAGGCCACAGCAGUUUGCAAAACAAGAGGGGAGGGGAGAGAUAACAGUAACAUAUGCGGACAGUGCAGGACACAUGGCAACCCCCACUGUGGGGUCUGAUCCCCAGCCCCUGAAGCAGCUCCCAGGAAUCUCAGCCCCUUUCUGCAAUGGAAGUCCGAAUGCAAAGGGGUACAUUGCAGAGAGGGACAGCGGUAGCUGGCAGCCACUCAGGGGCCAUUCCCUAGGAAAGCUCAGCGGUUUGAGGGUAUCCACUAGUAAGGGGGUACUGGGUGACUGUGUUUGAGAUAUGAUCUGGCCCCAGGGCGGGGGAAGGCUGCUGGCUGUGCCCCUCCUUUGGAGAUCCCAGCCUGGCUGUGUGAGGGUGAGGAUUUUCUCUCUCCCCUCAGGAUGAGGUGCUAAUGAUCCAGGAGGCCAAGAAAGAAUGCUAUGGGUCAUGGUACCUGCCUGCGGGGAGAAUGGAGCCUGGGGAGACCAUCGUGGAGGCCCUGCAGCGGGAGGUGAAGGAGGAGGCCGGGCUGCACUGCGAGCCUCUGACAUUGCUGUCUGUGGAGGAGCGGGGCCCCUCCUGGAUCCGCUUCGCGUUCCUUGCUCAGCCCACAGGUGGAGUUCUCAAGACUUCCAAGGAGGCAGAUGCAGAGUCCCUGCAGGCUGGCUGGUACCCACGAACCUCCCUGGCCACUCCUCUGCGAGCCCAUGACAUUCUGCACCUGAUUGAACUGGCUGCCCAGUACCGCCAUCAGGCCAGGCACCCUUGCAUUCUGCCCCAAGAGCUUCCCUGCAGUCUGGUUUGUCAGCGGCUCGUGGCCACCUUUACCAGUGUGGCCACCCAGACAGUGUGGGUGUUGGUAGGCACAGUGGGGGCGCCUCACUUGCCCAUCACUGCCUGUGGCUUCACCCCAAUGGAGCAGAGGGGUGGCAUCAACAUGGCCAUCUUGCGGCUGCUACAGGAGUGUCUGACUCUGCACCACUUGGCAGUGGAGACCAAGGGGUUGCUGGGGCUACAGCACCUGGGCAAAGGCCAUACGGAUGGCAUCUGCCUGAAUGUGCUGGUGACAGUGGCUUUUCGGAACCCAGGUAUCCAAAAUGAGCCCCCAGAGGUUCGGGGUGAGAACUUUGUUUGGUGGAAGGUGAUGGAGGAAGACCUACAAAGCCAGCUCUUACAGAGGCUUCAGGAAUCAUCUGUUGUCCCAGUCAACAGAUAGAAAGGUGCCAUAAGUAGACACGGAGCUGCUGUCUGUGCUCCCUCCACAUGGCUUCCCCUCCCUCUUAGGGAGGCAGGAGGUUGGCAAUCAGGGAUCCUGUUGUAUCGGGAGCAGGAUAGUUCUCCUGCUUCUCAGGGGGACUUCCAUCUCUCCUCACCAUGAGCAGGUCCCUACAUUGCACCAGAAGGGACAGUGCCUGUAACCAAGCAAGGAGUCCAGAGCUCAAGGGGAUAUGGGAACACUCUGAAUCCGAGACAGCAUCUUCUCUUCUAUACCAGGUUCUCAGGCACUUGGAAUAUGAAGGGGGUUCUGGGGGAGGUCACUCCAAGGACUGUGUCCCUUGCUGAGUAAAUAGGUGUUGCUUACUUUGCCUUCCUGCCUAAAUGUCUCUGUGGGGAGCAAGUGAGCAGGAAGGGGGGACUGCUCUCAGAAGAGAAGCUCCUCCCCUUGUCCCUCCGAGGCCUUGCCAGACCGCAGGCUGACACAGCAGGGGCCAGCCUGGGUGCUGGGAGCCAGGAGCAGGCAGGCUUCCUGCUGUCCACCUCGGCCUGUCUCGGGCACACUGAGAACCUCUUCGUCUUGUCUGCCGGGUAGGAUGUGACCACAUCCCCUCCAAGUUUUGAGCAGUGAGAAUGCCAGGGAAGCUUCGGGUAGGUGAGGAGUCAGGAGCUGCCCAGGCCUGGAUUUCCUUCUCCUUGAGCUGAUCCCUCCCCAUUCUGCUGCUGGGCCCCUGGCUCUUGCCUCUGCCUUUUUAUAACUCUAGCCCAAACCAAACCCAAAUCUUCUCAUUUCCCCUUAGCCCAGCUGAAUCAUAGUAGGAAUGAACUUUACUAAAAUUUAAAGGAAAACUAAAAGGAAUGAACAAAGAA
This is a messenger RNA of Myotis brandtii (Brandt's bat), 2117 nucleotides long. RefSeq names its product nudix (nucleoside diphosphate linked moiety X)-type motif 18 (gene NUDT18). The transcript is spliced from 2 exons. Lineage: Eukaryota; Metazoa; Chordata; Mammalia; Chiroptera; Vespertilionidae. Gene Ontology annotation, molecular function: 8-oxo-GDP phosphatase activity; 8-oxo-dGDP phosphatase activity; magnesium ion binding. The coding region runs from base 445 to 1248 and encodes 267 amino acids. The record is from RefSeq and is a predicted model, not a curated record.